Messenger RNA from Aspergillus sclerotioniger CBS 115572, 1515 nucleotides. RefSeq names its product DUF1479 domain-containing protein. The transcript has 8 exons. NCBI's taxonomy places the organism in Eukaryota, Fungi, Ascomycota, Eurotiomycetes, Eurotiales, Aspergillaceae. The record is from RefSeq and is a predicted model, not a curated record. The coding region runs from base 1 to 1515 and encodes 504 amino acids.
AUGAUCCGAACCAUUUCUCCAAAUUGUCUCAAGUGCCCUACUUUCCGUGCGGGAAAAUGCGCCGGAACAGUCAAGCGGCUCGUGGCAACCGAGUCAUCUCCGAUCACUCGCAAAGGCAAGAAAGAAGGGGAUAUCUCUUCAAUCUUUACAACAUUUUCCGGGAAAGCCAGCCUGCCACUUCCUGACCGUUUCCGUGAAAUGAAACGAAAUCUCACCGCGGGCUUCGAAGAGCAGCUCCAGAAGUCAUGGGACGAACUUGUGGAAGUUUUGAAAGUACGAACUGAAGAGGUUGCCACCAAGCGAAAGGCUAUUAUCCCCCAAUUGAACUUUGCUGACAUCAAAUCCGGAACCGUAUCUCCUGCAGAUGUGGCUGCUAUACGACGCACCGGGGUUGCCGUUAUCAGAGGGGUUGUGGACAAGGAUGUCACGGAAAAUCUACUCGCUGACGCCCGCCAAUACCUGACGUCCCGUCCAUUCAAGGGUUUUCCGGCUGAUUCAGAUGAAAAGGUGAUCUAUGAGUCGUAUUGGAGUCCUUCUCAAGUGAAAGCAAGAUCGCAUCCCAAUAUGCUUUAUACGCAGUCAUGGAUGAAUCAGCUGUAUACUGCCGAUGCAAAUCAAAAGAUUGACCUUUCGGUCCCACUCACUUAUUGUGACCGUGUCCAAAUCCGACCACCAGGUGAUGAAAAGUUCGGGCUUCCACCUCACGUCGAUGGCGGAGGAGUGGAGAGAUGGGAGGACAAGGCUUAUAGCCACACCUACCGCAAAAUAUUCGAAGGAAAGUGGCAAGAAUUUGAUCCCUGGGAUCUUACUGGCCGCCUUGAUGCCAACAUGAACCUGUAUGAAGGACCGGGGGGGUGCUCAGACUUUAGAAGUUUCCAAAGCUGGCUUGGAUUAUCCCGCCAUGGACCCCAGGAAGGCACUCUCGUCGUCCACCCCAUCCUGCAACCGGCCACUGCUUACUGGAUGCUUCGGCCCUUUUUCAAGCCUACUCGAAAGGAUUCUUUGGAUGGAUGGAAAUUCUCUCUCGAAGAUGAUGACGGCAGUGUUUACCUGCAUGGCUCCAACCCAGGAGAUGUCCAAGAGCAUACCCCCGCUCAUCAUCCUCAUUUAAGACUCGCGGAAACCAUGAUUCCCUACCCCACCGUUGAGCCUGGUGACACUGGCCAUAUAAAACUAAUAAUGAGGAUGGUAUUCUGGAGUGCCGAUACUAUACACGGCACGGAGAUGAAAAACACAGGAAACAUCGACGCUUGUGUUUUCUAUAUCCCGUCCGUCCCAUUGAUGCCUAGCAACGCGCAAUACGUCGCACAGCAACGUGAGGCUUUUCUGCAAGGUACUCCUCCUCCCGACUUCCCUGGUGGAUGUGGCGAAUUCGAAUACUCUGAUAGAGGAACGGUUGCAGACAUUCAGUCCAAACAGGGCAAGGUUGCAAUGGGUCUGAGCCCUGUCAGGCUUGGCAAGGAUGAGAAGUCGAAGAAGCUUGAGCAGGAGGUUAAUGGAAUUUGGGGAUUCUAA